CCGCCUUUGCUAGCUACCACUGCGCUCCCGCUACAGAAUGUUAAUGGCGUGGGCUACAACUCCCAGCAGUCCAGUGGACCAGUGCGAGUGCUAUGUUGCAUUUGGGGAGAGCUGCGGGCUGUUCUAGCCACUGCCGGGCCUCUUCGGGAAAUGGUGCUUGCUGUUUGGCUAAAUCUCUGCGAGCGCUUGCAAAUUCUGCGCCGGAUUGCGUCGCAACGAUAGAGCAAUUGAAUACCCGUUCGAGGAUCCUUUGAAUGCAGACCUGCUAAUCCUGGCUCAGCACCAUUUCGCCGACGAUGAACAUCGGCUGGCGGUCUUGUCGGCAACCGGCCGCGUAGUCUACGCAGAGGUUUAUGUGGCGAAGAUGCAUUUGGCUGAUGCGCACAGUCAGUGUCAACAUUGUGAGAAGGUGCUGGUUCCCAAGGAGAAACCAGAACCUGGAAGCUUUUUUGGGGAAGACCACUAUGAGCUGAUGAUGCGGGUGAAAGGAAAUUGGCUGAAUCCAGGCAAUUCACAAGUCCUCAUCAACCACAAGCUGCUCUCAGAGUGCAUCAAAUCCAGAUCCCUCUAUGAGAAGUAUGACCUUUUUGUGUUUUCGAGAUCUGACAUGUUGCACCUGCUUCCAUUCCCAACUGCAUCUAGCCUAUUGCAGUGUGUUGGGCGUGGAGAUGUUCUGACGCAAGCUGGCCACGAAUUUGGAGGUGUCAACUACAACUUUGCGAUUAUGCGGCGUGAAGAGGCAGAGCGUUACCUUUGUGCGCCCUAUGACACCAUCG
This is a messenger RNA of Durusdinium trenchii, 776 nucleotides long. Lineage: Eukaryota; Dinophyceae; Suessiales; Symbiodiniaceae. The record is from the annotation of a GenBank genome assembly.